CACACACACACACACACACACACACACACACUGAAGUCAAAGGCCGCUCGAAAACCGCUCGAAUGGGUUGGCGGAGAGGAUUAAACCGAAACAAAAUAUGAUCUUUUGACGGUCUACGUUCACCCAAGCAAGCCUGCCGUCGUGCUAAUGGAGUGUUAAAGGUUCGUAGUUUGUGGUGAGGAUGAAAUAGCCGCGCUGUAAAACGCGUUUCCGUGGAUAUUUCGUUGCUUUUUUUUCUCUCUUUGGACGUCUGUGUUUGUUGCUCUGCACGGUUUGAACAAGCUAGCGCUAGCCUCGAGUCUUAAGUGAGCUGCGAUGGUCGCUCCGAGUUUAUGCGGAUGUCUCCGGACCAGUCUGUACUGAACCGACGGCAACAAAUGGGAUCAUCCAGCAUCGGCCGAAAACAUCGCGGCAUAGACUAAAACAUUAAAGAUUCAGAUAACUCUUUGAAAUUUGUGGAUAUUCACACAGAGGAUUCUGUGGACUCUGCAGCGGCAGGUGUUUUUCUAGUUGGAUUUUAGCCCACUGACAUUCUCCCACAGCCAUGGAAUCGACGGUUGAUGACGAUGCAAUGGCAGCGUGAAUGAAGCUUGGCGUGGGGAGAGCUGAACGAUGCCCAAAGGUGGGGGUUCUAAAACCCCCCAGCUGGACCACUUCCCACUCAACACCGACAUGGUGGAAAAGCAGGGUGGGAAGAAGGAUAAAGUGUUGUCAAACAAGACUCCCAAAUUGGAUCGCAGUGAUGGGGUCAAAGAGAUGAAAGAAAAGGCCCCUAAAAGGAAGCUGCCCUUCACUGCUGGAGCUAAUGGAGACCAGAAAGAUUCUGACUCAGAGAAACCAGGUCCAGAGCGGAAGCGCAUUAAAAAGGAGCCCACCAACACCCGGAAGGCGGGUUUGCCGUUUGGAAUGGGGAUGCCAGGGAUCCGGGCUGGGUACCCCCUCUCUGAGCGGCAGCAGGUGGCCUUGCUCAUGCAAAUGACAGCUGAGGAGUCCGUCAACAGUCCAGACACAACACCAAAGCAUCAGUCACAGUCCAGUCUGGGUCAGAAGGGAACGCCAAACUCUGCAUCUAAAACCAAAGACAAAGUGAAUAAACGGAAUGAGAGAGGAGAGACUCGGCUGCACAGAGCAGCAAUCCGUGGAGAGGUACGCCGCAUCAAGGAGCUCAUCAGCGAGGGAGCUGAUGUGAAUGUAAAAGACUUUGCAGGCUGGACUGCAUUGCAUGAGGCGUGCAACAGGGGGUACUAUGAUGUGGCCAAGCAGCUGCUGGCAGCCGGAGCAGAGGUCAACACCAAGGGUCUGGAUGAUGACACCCCUCUACAUGAUGCAUCCAACAAUGGACAUUUCAAGGUGGUUAAGCUACUUUUACGGUAUGGAGGGGACCCACGGCAAAGCAACAGGAGAGGCGAAACACCGUUGAAGGUUGCCAACUCUCCAACUAUGCUGAACCUAUUGUUGGGGAAAGGCACUUACACCUCAAGUGAAGAAAGCUCAUCAGAAUCUUCAGAGGAAGAAGAUGCGCCCUCAUUUGCCCCGUCCAGCUCUGUCGAUGGCAAUAACACAGACUCAGAGUUUGAAAAGGGCCUGAAGUCGAAAGGGAAAACCGUAGACCCUCCUAAAUCUGCUGUCACGCCCGUCAAAGACGAAUACGAAUUUGACGAGGAUGAUGAGGAGGAGCGUGUUCCUCCCGUGGACGACAAACACCUCUUGAAAAAAGACUUCCGUAAGGAUCCGAUCACCAAGGCCAACAGCUUCAUCUCCAUACCCAAGAUGGAGGUCAAAACCUAUUCCAAAAGUAACUCGCUCACACCAAAGAAAACUGUCAGGCGGAUCAUCUCUGACAGUAACAGUUCAGAUGAGGAUGAUAGGACGUUGUGUUUCACGCCAGCGCCUACGCCACGGCAACAAGCCCAGCAAACAAAUACCAAGACAAGAGACUCUGGCAGCAUGAGCUCUAAACAACAGAAAGACAAGAGUAAAGUCAAAAAGAAACGGAAGAAGGAGAGUAAAAAUAAUGUCAGUAAAGAAGUCAGGUUUGGCAAAGUCAACGACAAAUUCUGUACAUCAGACUCUGAUUGUGGAGAUAUGGAGAGUGAAGACGAUAAGGGCUCAAAUAGUAUAAAGGACUCUUCCGCAACGAGCCUGAAAGAAUCCCCUGGCUUUAAUGCGUCGUCCUCCUCUUCCCAUGGAAACUUGAAUUCUCAGAAACAAGUACCAUCACUAGCAGAACAGCAUCCAAAGCAGUGGCGGACAGAUGGCUGGAAGACUGUGUCAUCUCCUACAUGGUCAGACGUCAGUUCUCUCUCGGAUUCAGUCAGAACGAGACUAUCCAGUGAGUCUGACUACUCCUCUGCUGACUCCAGUGUCGAGUCGAUAAAACAAGUUAAGAGGAAAGCGCAGGAGAACAAAAAGAAGAAUAACAAUGUGCACAGCAACACAGUAGACAAGAAAAAUUCUGAGCUCUACAAAAACUCCAUUGCAGAGAGUGCAGUCUCCAAAACCGAUGUUGACGGCAAAGUGCUGAAAAAGCAUAAGGUGAAGCACAAGCACAAAAAUAAGGAAAAGGACAAAGCUCCUAGUCUAGUGCUUAAUCAAGACAUGAAUGAGAAAUUUGUCAAGAGCUAUUCUUUUGAUUUUGAUGAUUCAAGGCAAAAAUCUCUAAUUGUUGAGUCAGAAUCGCCAGCUGAGGGCAAGGUCAAGUUGUCCAAGCACGAAAAAGACCAUUCUAAAAAGGAGGACAGGCUUUCGAAAAGCAAGUCUGAGGAUAAGGAGUGGUCAUCUGGAAAAGACCUGCAUAGAACGGCGAAAGAGGAGAAAAAUAAGAAGACAAAAGACUCUACCAAGGACAAGACAAAUAAGGAGGAGAGGGAGAAGCCUGUCAAAUCUGACAAGGAUAGAAAUGUUAAGGAGAAGGAGAAGCCCAAGGAAGAUAAACAAAAGGCUCACAAAGAGGAGAAGAAGAAAAAGUCCAAGGAGAAGUCAUCCUCAAAGGCAGACAGGAAAAGCGAGCAGAAAGAGGAAAAGCAUCUAAAGGUGGACAAGGAGAAAAACACAAAGGAGGAGAAGGAGAAAUGUAAAAAAGACAAAGCACAGAAGGAAGAGUCUGAGUAUGAAGGCUAUGACGUUAACAACCGCUUCCUCAACCUGGAGGACACAAAGCUCAGUGCCUCAGAUGACCAUCAUGACAGAUGGGGCUCUGAAAUGUCCUCUGACUCUUCCCUCUACGGAGAAGACAGCUGGGAUGCUCCUGUCAAAGAGUACAAGGAAUACAAAGCCAACAACUCUGUUAAACUGAUUGUUGAGACUGUUAAGGAAGAGACGAGAAGGAAAGAAAACAAAGUCAAGGACAAAAAAUCUGAUCACAAUGAGAAAAGAUCAGACAAAGAAACCACUUCUAAGAAGAAGGACAAAGGCUCAUCAGAGAAGACAAAUGAAAAGCAAAAAGACUGGUCAGAAAAACAAAAACUGAACUCCAGUCACUCAGUUGAAAAAGAAAAGAAGCGAAAGGAGUCCACAGACACGGUCAAAGACAAAAAGGACAAGGAUUCUUUGGACAACAGUCGAGACCGUAAAGACUCAUACGAGUUCAUCAAGGAGAGAAAGGACAUAAAAAUCAAGCAGGAAUCUAUAAGAGAUGAAUAUGGCAAUGAUACCUUCUUCAAAGACAUUGAUGCUGUCGGUAAAUCGUGUGAUAUCAGAGAAAGAAACCAUUCUGGUAAGGAGAAAGAAAAGAAGGGUGAGGGGAUGGAAAAGCGAGAAAAGACAAAAGCUGACAAGCACAAAGAGAAAACAAAAGACAGAGGAGCUGAUCAGGAGAAGGAUAAGAGUGAGAAAAGCUCCACAGAAAAACCUGUCAAGGACAAGGAUGCAGACCGUGGCACCAAAGACAAGAAGGAGGGAGCCAAAGACAAACACAAAGAGUCUCAUGGCAAAGACAAAGACCGAAAGAUGUCUUCAGAACAGACCAAGGACAAGAAAGAAAAGACCUCUCAAGACAAACAUGCUGACAGGGAGAAGGAUUUCUUGGAGGUAAAGAAGGAGGAAAGAAAACCUGAGAAAAUCCGUGAGAAAACCUGGUAUAAGAUCGCUGACAUAUUCACUGAUGAAAGUGAUGAUGAUGAGGACAGUUGCGGUGGUGUUGCCCUCGUAUCUGAUUCCAUCAGAAAAGACUCAACACCUGAUCAGGAUGAGCUGGAUCACUUCCCUUCGGAAAAAAUUAGAAAAUCUUCUGCUGAGGCUAAGCAUAACACCGACAAGGCAAAGGACAAAGACCACAAAGAAAAGAAGAAGGAAAAGGCCACAUUUGACACGGGCAAAGAAAGGAAAGGCUCCCUAGAGAAACACAACAAAGACAAGAAAGAUUCUGUAGAUGCCAAACAUAAGGAAAGAAAAGACAGAAUGUCAGUGGAUUCAAACCAGGAGAAGAAAAAUAAGCAAAAGCUGUUGGACAAAAGGGACACCAGUGAGGAAAAGACAAAGAGCAAAUAUAAAGACAAGCUGGACCAUUCUAAGGAGAGGAAGCCCUCAAAAGGCAGCGGUGAGAAUGAAAAGUCCCUCUUGGAAAAAUUGGAGGAGGAAGCUAUGAAUGACUACAAGGAUGACUCCAAUGACAAGAACAGUGAAAUCUCUUCAGAUAGCUUCACUGACCGAGGUCACGAGCCAGUUCUCACCACUUACUAUGACUCCAUCAGUCUGACUGAUGUGUCCGAGGACAGGAGAGACUCCCUGUCCAUAUCUACACCCCAGGACAAGUUCAGAGAGAAAGAGAGACAUCGUCAUUCUUCUUCAUCUUCAUCCAAGAAAAGCCACGACAAGGAUAAAGAAAAGGUCAAGAAGGACAAAGGAGACAAACGUGACAAGACAGAAGAGAUCAGGGAGUCCUAUACCCGCAGGGAGAGCUUACCUUUUGAAAAAGAGCCUAUGCCUUUAGAGGCAGACCCUUACACAUUCCCAUAUGGAGGUAAGGGAGAUGGCGAAGACGACUUUGACAAAACAUUGGAAUUUGAAAAAGAGAUGUCCAAAAAGGACAAAGACAAAGCGACUGGUGUCAUCAGUGACAGAAUGAAGGACAAAAAGAAAAAGGAGAAACAUAAGGAAAAAAUGAAGGAGGAGAAGAACAAGUACAUUGAUGGCUUUGGGUCAUUUAAACACUCCAAAGAGGACGUGAAGUCAGGGUUGAAAGAUAGCCCACAGCUCACUGUUCUAAAAGAUAGGUCAAAAGAAGACAGUCCUAAAUUUGACAUGAAGAAGGACAGAAAUCGGGAUGCAUUGGACAAAGACAACAGAAUGGAUCACAGUAAAUCCAAGGCUAAGGAUGAAAACGAAAAGCUCUCUCAGUCUAAAGACACAGUGCGGAAAGAUAAUCGUCCACGUGAAAAACUGUUGGUGGAUGGCGACUAUCAAAUGACAAGUUUUGGUCAGAUGUUAAGUCUAAAAGACCAGGAGAUUGAAGAGCGCCACAAGAAACAUAAAGAAAGGAUGAAACAGAUGGAGAAGCUGAGACCCAAGUCAGGGGACCCUAAACUCAAGGACAAAACCAAGUCCACAGAGGAAGUACGGAAAAACCGCAGUGAGCUGUCAAAGAAAUCCAACAGUCUGGAGUCUGGUCUCAAAGAGAAGAAGCUGAAGGAUGUGGGUCUCCCAGCCCAAAUGAUGUCACCUGGCAGGAAGUUCCAGCCUACUGACAGCCAAAACUCAAAGGACUGGCUGGCUGGCCACCAAAUGAAGGAGAACCUUCCAGCUUCUCCCAGGCCAGAUCAGAACAGGCCAACUGGUGUCCCCACGCCAACGUCUGUCAUCUCCUGCCCCAGCUUUGAGGAAGUAAUGCAGACUCCACGUACCCCAUCCUGUAGUGCAGAGGAUUACCCUGACAUUAUAUUGGAUGGCCUGGACUGCCAGAACUCAUCAGCUAUGACUAUGUCAAUGAAUGCCUGCUCCCCAUCCUUCUUUGAAAGCAGGUACUCUAACUCCCAGAGUUUCCAGGAGGGCACCUGCCCUACCCCUGCGAAGAACCUCCAGCUGCCACUUGUCAGCCGUUCUGCAUCCUCUGACGUCCGCAGGCCUCUGGAGGAGGAGUUCAAAGCUGAGGCUGACAAGUUCCUUCGACAGCCGAGUGAUCCAGCAGCUGAAUUUGAUCCUUCACCUUCCUCCCAAACUUUAGAAGACAAAUCAGCGACUGCGGAUAGGCUGGAGUGCCUGGCAUCUCCCUAUUACUCGCCAAUGAGGAUAUUGUCCCCUCGGCGGGAGCCAGCCGUUCCUGUUCCAGAUGUGGCAGCACCAACUCUUGCUGGCACCGAGGUUAAUGAACACCUUCCUGAAAAUGCGUACACCAGUUUCUUGCCCAAACCUUCGACGCCAGUUCACAGGCCAGACCCACAGGAGCCCUGCUUUGAGAUAGCUGCACCACCGACCCCAGCUCCUGCUGCGUUGCCACCCCUGGACAUUGAUGACAUCUCUGAGCCUCACCACAGUGAGCCUAAUCUGGUCCUCUCAGAUCUUCCCUCUGUCACAGAAGAACAGGAGCAGGAAGAGGAGGAGGAUGAAGAAGAAGAGGAAGAAGAAGAAGAAGAAGAAGAGGAGGAUGAAGAGGAAGAAGGUGAAAUGGGUGAUAUGGAUGAGAGAGCUGACGGAGACCACUGUGCGGUGGAGGAGCCGGAGCAAACAAGGGAACCAUGCUCCUUCUCCCCUCAAGUUGAGGACCCUCUGAGGAAGAGCUGGCCCGCUGAGUCUCCAGACCGGCAGGAUCCAGAGGUCCAUCAGCUGUCCCCCGCACACUCCGCACCCAACCAUGGAGAGAACUGUUUCGAUCACACCAUGGGCUGGAACCCUGAAAUGGACCUCAAAUCUCCCCACAGGACUUAUGGUGAGAUAGAGGCUGCCGUUUCCAAAAUAACAAGUCCUUACUCCCAUUCAGACAGUGACAUGCAGCACCUGUCUGGACACCCAUCUGUCACUCCCCCUUAUGCCACUUGGAAUAGGUGGCACAAAGAGGACCCAGAGGACUUUGAUGAGCAGAAGGAGGCUGUGGCUGACAUCCCCUCUCCAGAGAGGCCUGACACAGCUAUUGAUGGGGAACCCAACUAUUUAAAUGCAUCGUCAUCCUCCAAUAGGCUGGAGUCUUUCUUCCAGGAAUGUAACAAGCCUAGCAUAGAGGACAGUCACCAGAUGGACACUGAGUCUACCUGUGUAGAACCAGACAGCAGGCAGACCACACACAGCUUCAGUUCCCCCACUGAUGGCCACAUGGCUCCGGCUGUUGGCCCUGAGCCUGUGGUGCCCUGGGCAGAUCCGUUCUCGGCUGAUGCAGAUGAACUGGAUGACCUGGGACCGUUCUCCUUGCCUGACCUACCACUUCCAGACAAGUCAGAGGAAGCAGAGUCUCGGGACCCGGAACUAGCUGACCACAACAAAACUGUAUCGACCCACAUCAGACAUACUAUUACAGACAGAGAUGACCCAGAUAUUAUAGAGGUGGACUUACCAAGGCUGGCUAAGACUUCGUGCCCUUCUGGAGACCUAGGUUUAGUGGAGUCAACCGGACAAGACUUAGUUGUACCAUCACCACAUGUCAACUUCCAGCAAGACAUGGACCCUGAGCCUCAGAGUGUGCCAAUACACAGCUCACUGUGUCUCACACAGCAACAGGGCGGCAUGUUGGAAAGAAAAGGACCUUAUGGAGGACCUGAUGAGUCGGAUCCCAGUAUGUUAUAUUCAUCUGUAAAACCAGAUGCCAGUCAGCAACAUCACAUACAGAUCCACUCGCUCACUGAAUCAUUGCAGUUACCCAUGGAUUCAAUGUCUGCUGUCAAGUCAGAGGUGAGACAGGAGGAGAUGCCUGAGCCUGUAGCAGAAUCUGUGUCAUGCAGUCCUCCUCCUCAGCUCCCAGUGGCAGUCAGCCUCUCCAGCACAGUGGAACUACCAGACACUCAGGAGACCACAUCCAAGCCAGCACCGGUAACCCUGACCGCUGUGUCCACCACUGUAGAUAUCCCCAAGAAAGUGGAUGAAAUCCCUCCAAGGAUGACCCGCAAUCGCGCCAAGAACAAUCCCUCCGCUGCUGCUGUCCCUCCUACCUCCAGUAUAAUAACCUCAUCCGCCACUGCCACCCCUGUAACAACCAGUCCAGUAGUGAGCAUUAAUCCGAUUCCUACGAGAACCCCGACACCUAUCUCAGCCUCCUCCCUCACCCCCCUGAAGAAAGAAAAAGAAUCUGUCCUUAGCGUCUCCUCCACAGCAUCUAAUUCUACUCCAGCAGUGUCUGUACCUACUUCUGUGACAACUUCAGCGCCAGUAGUUCCUAGUAAGCCGACAAAAGGUCGCCUUCUCCCCAUGGACGAAGAGGAAUCUCAGACUCAGCACCCUCGGAAGAGGAAAUUUUCACGUCCUGCCGGGCCGCAGGUCCAGGUGCAGCUGGUAAACACGGCCAUGCAGCAGACCAGGGAAAUGAUUCAGCAGACUUUGGCUGUAGUGGUCAAUGCCAUCAAGCUGGACGAUAUUGAGCCCUACCACAGUGACCGCUCAAACCCGUACUUCGAAUACCUGCAGAUCAGGAAGAAGAUUGAGGAAAAGAGGAAGAUUCUGUGCUACAUCACCCCACAGGCCCCACAGUGUUACGCUGAAUAUGUGACCUACACUGGCUCCUACCUGCUGGAUGGCAAGCCCCUCAGCAAGCUUCACAUACCUGUUAUUGCCCCACCUCCAUCACUGUCAGAACCUCUAAAGGAGCUCUUCAGGCAACAGGAAGCAGUGAGAGGGAAGCUCAGGUUGCAGCACAGCAUAGAGCGGGAGAAGCUCAUUGUUUCGUGUGAGCAGGAGGUUUUAAGAGUCCACUGCAGAGCGGCCAGGACAAUAGCCAAUCAGGCUGUGCCGUUCAGCGCCUGCACCAUGCUGUUAGACUCUGAAGUAUACAAUAUGCCAUCAGAGAGUCAGGGUGAUGAGAACAAAUCUGUAAGAGAUCGCUUCAACGCCCGUCAGUUCAUUUCCUGGAUCCAGGAUGUGGAUGACAAAUAUGACCGUAUGAAGACGUGUUUGUUGAUGCGGCAACAGCACGAGGCAGCGGCCCUCAACGCAGUGCAAAGGAUGGAGUGGCAGUUGAAGGUCCAGGAGCUGGACCCAGCAGGGCACAAGUCCCUCUGUGUCAACGAAGUGCCGUCCUUCUACGUGCCAAUGGUCGACGUCAACGACGACUUUGUCCUGCUGCCUGCGUGACACACCUGUGCUCACAGAUGGAGAUUAAACUUUGUCUGAAUCACUUCUUCUCAAAGAGACUUCGUUGAACAGAACGAAUGGAAAGGGCUAGCAAGUUUGAAAGAGGACUUUAGACAGGAAAAAAUUAUAUUCUAUAGAAAAAGUUUAAAGAUGAAAAACUUGCUCUCGAUUCCCUUCCGUGAAGAAGGAAACUUGUUUUUACUGGGGAAAAAGAAAAUACACAACUUGCACUUUCAUCCUCAAAGUUUUUACGCUUUUGUUUGAUCAGAGUGCGAGAAGCAGAAACAGUUUUUUGCUUUGAGACUCUGACAUUGGGACAAAACUCCUCAGUGCUCAGUUACGGUGAGACAGGGGACAGAGAUAUAUUUUCUGAGUUCGUUUUUGGUCCCUGCUUCAACAAACCGAACCACCACCACUGGGAGGAGGUAUCGGAGAAGAGCUCUCCCGACAGCGUGUUGCCUGUCCUGAGGGAGAACUGAAGAGAAGCCCUCCCCUGUUGACCCAGGGCUCCCGGUGGGCCGUGAGAACUAGACCGAGUCCAGCGCUGACCUAGAGGAAGUCAACAGAGGUGCAUCAUGUGGAUCUUCAAUGUGUAUCUACAGCAAGACGGCUGGGAUGGACAGACCAGGAGGCUAGAACCAGCCGCUGAUGGUUUUGGGGAGGUGGGGGGGGGGCUAUAAGACCGUAUACCCAGAGGACGCCCUCUCUGUUCACACUGCACCAGGCCUAACUAAACAGUAGUGGAACAGAGCCUGCAGCAGGCUGGAAUACAGCAGAGGGUUAGCGAUGUGUGCGCACAUCAGGGCCCAGUGUCUGAGAGGACGAGACUGACCCUGCAGCCUCUCAGCCUGGCGAAACAGAAGAGGACAGGCACGGAUCUCUGAGGACAGACCGGAGUGUUCCUCAGCCACCCUGCUUGUUCCAACACAAACACAUCAGACCGCCAUGGACUGCAAAAACACCACAGGACAACCAGAAGAAACAAACAUAACGAAUGUUGAGAUUCAAAGAGACUAUUGAGAAAUUGUGGUUUGGCAGAGAGAAAUAUUGUUUUUGUCUAUUUCUUUACUUGGGCAUUUCAUUGUUUCUGAGGAAGUGACUUGAAACACUACAGAGCCAAUAUUAGUUUAAUGGAAAAAAACAAAAAGAAAAAUGAAAAAAAGUUGUAUUCCGUAAAUUAUGUACAGUUUUUAUAUUCGUUAACCAAUGUAUUCUUGCUGCCUUCUAGAUAAUUUAUUUUGCCACACAUUACUGCACAGUUGUAAAUAACCUAUGUACUGUAAUAUCACUCAGUUAAGUGUAAAGAAAAAACAUAAAAGAAAUAAAAAGUAUCUUUUUAUGUACAGUUCACUUUUGGGCAGCACUUUCCCCCACCCCACCCCCCACCCCCCUCAUAUCCAUGGGCCAAAAUGUGUACACGAUUCUGUCAGUAUUUGAAAGACUCCAGUGCACAGUUGUAUGAUCCCAUCUCUAGAUUCAGUCCAACUCAACCUGGACGUGAAUCACCACAACUCACAGAGUACACUUCUGGAUUAAACCGGCCUCCCACGGGCCCAAACCACCAUAUAGUCCCUCAGAUGUAGCAGAAUAGUUGUUGAGGAUUUAUUUAAAGAAUAGACAGAGGAUUAUUAUUCAUUGCUUUACUACACAAUUAUAUCUGAAAAAAAUUCGAACCAAGAAAAUGCCUUUUUCAGUGAAAAAAAAAAAAAUGUACUCAUUGUUGGGCAAAGUCACAUAGAUAUAUAUGGGUGGGAUGAAAGUUAGAGAGAUGUCAUUCACAAACAAAACCAUCGUGUUAAUGUAGAAUGGUUUCAAAUUGAUUUUCCGUGUUUUUUUAAUUUACAAAAAUUGGGACAGAAAUCAUUUCCAAUCAUCACAAAACAUCAUUAUUUCAAAGAAAACAGGACACGGGUCUUUCAGCUCAUGCUCUGUUCUCCCAGCUUGUCUGCUUUUCACCGUCGGCGAACUGUUCAAACAGAAACAGGUUUCAUUCCGUACUGACUUUUAACUUUGUUCCAUCCGUCUGUCCUGCGCCUCAUCUAACGUUGGAGAGCAGCUUAUUUUCUAGGUGCUGUUCCAAUUUUUACUCACUGGAUGGCGCCAGUGUGUCUCCAGAAACUGCAUUCGGCUUUGCAUGAGACCUGUGGCCUUUCACUUGAAUGGGUGUUUUUAAAUAUAUUGAAAUUUUAUUACAGCCUAUGGGGAGUUCAGUUCCUCUUAUAUGAUUCCAGUACAACACCUAGAUCAGUUUGGUAGUCGGUCGAAUCAUAACAGGCUCAGUAGUCACAUCAGCCUUUUUAUCAAUGUUUAAUCUACAAAGGGGUUUGGCUAGUGUUGUCAGGGAUUUUAAAUGUUAGGAUACUUCCUCAUAUUACUCCGUUAUGUGGUGGCGUUCACCAUAAUCAUGUCCUUGUGUCAGGCCCAAGCAGACAGUUACGAGACUUAAAUCUUCUCAGAAUGAACCAAAAAAAAGUGAACAGACAUAAACACAAACAGCGGAGGGGAAAGAAAUAGCUCAAUGCUGAAUAGAUUUUUCUUUUUCUUUUCUUUUUUUAAAUUGUCCUCAGUUUAAAACAAAUCCCGUUGAAAUGUUGAUUUGUGAUGACUUGUAUUGAUUCUCUGUUUUUAAUGGGUUUUGAAGAGCUUUCCCCCGAACCUACCACAUAGGCUGCCUGUCUGUGUGUGAGAAGAGCUGCUCAUGUAUCCUGAUGGCAAUAUUAUCUGAAACUCUUUAAGUUAUUUACACACUGUCAGUCAGCAUAGCUGUGUAUGGUAUGUCUAGUCAAGUGCAAUGGUUGUUGCUAUUACACUGUGCAGACAAGGUGGCUAGAUGUAUAGUCCUGGAUAUUUUUGAGAGAUACACACAUCCUGGUUGGUAUACAUAUACGUACAUAUUUGGACACAAAUAGCCAGAAGUUUGUUUUUUGUUUUUUAAAAACCCCCGUUUGUCAUGUUUCUUGUUUUUAUUUUGUCGUUGGUUUCUUACACCGUUUUUUGGGGGAGAGGGUUAAAGGGUGUCUUUUUGUUCACAGAAUCCUCGUGUGUUUUUUAGCUCAGUGUCUGUAGUUUUUUGAAUGUUGUUGUGUUUAUCUUAGGGGUUUUGUUCCUGUAUAAAAAGCAUAAAACACCAGUGGCAUGUCAAUCACGUUGCUUAUCGAGCAGAAUGUAUACCGUUACUAUGCCCUGACCAACCACACCCUCUCACUAUUGUUUACAAGGCAUCAAGUGUGUUUCUGUUUCAUGUCACCUUUUUUUUUUUUUUAACGUUUUAAAGCCCUCUCUGCCUUUGUUUUUACUUCUGUAAUCAGUCAAUUAGUUUGAACCACAAAGGCUUGAAAUGGUGAUGGUUGACACAACUGACAGGCAAUUUCUCCUCCUCUGGUCUGUGGUACACCGCUCAGAGCAAUAGACUAAAAACAAAAAAACACACACACACCCAUUGAUUCUCCAGUGUGAAUAUUCAACUGCCGAAACAAAAAGUGAUUUCUGGAUAAAUUGGAGACAGACGCAAACACACAGCAGUCCUCAGAUGCACAGUAGAGCACUUGGCCGUGGUGAUACAGAUGCUAGCCUGACACCACCUCAGUCAGCAACAUAUUACCUCUACUCUCCUCACAUUCACUCAUAAUGUUUAUUUUAGAUUUGUUAUUUGUUGUUUUUCUUUUCUUACUGGACAUAAAUAUACAUAAUUGCUAUUUUUUCAUUCUAUAGAAUCACGAUUUCAAGCCUUUUUUUUUUCUAGUUUUCAUUUGUUUUUAUUUUAUAAUUAAAACCCAGACUGUAGCUAUUUCUUUGUUCCUUUUUUAGAGUGGAAAAUGACUAAUAAAAAGCAUGGAGAACUACUCUUUAAAUGGUGAGAAAUAACCUAUUUAUUAUCUUUUUGUUUUUUUUUUCUGACACCUGUGGUAUGUUUUGAGUUGUAGUUGGUCUCCGCUGUGUAAAUUUUCCUCCUUGUAAUGCGUGAAAGAGACAUACUGUACAUAGCUCUGUAAAUAAAACCUCCCAGGACGUUUUGCACCCUCCUCUUUGUACUAGUCUGAAAAAUUGCGUAGAAUGUGGGGUUCUAACAGCAACGAGCUGCGUGCGCUUGCUGCAGGUGAUUAUGAUGUAACAAUGUAACAUUUUUUUAUUUGUACAAUGUAGUUUAUUUGUGUACAUAUUGUUGGAGCAGCUAAGAGGGGAGGGGAGGGAAGGGGGGUAUAUGAGGGGGUUGUUGAUGCUAUUGUCAGUGCUGUAACAGAAAUCCAGUACUUUCACCUCUAGCUGUUGUUGAUUUCCUGCAAAAAAAAAUAAAGGAAAAAAAAAGACAUAAAAAAAUAAAAACACAAGAAACUGAAAAUGAGGAUGGAUGGGAAAAAAAGACUAAAAACUGAAAAGUAAAACUUCUAAAUUGUUAUUUUCUACAGUUGCAUGUACAGAGAGCGCGAGAACUGCUGUUGUUCCUCAGAGAUUAUGUUCGUUAAUAAAACUUUGAAAUAUUA
Messenger RNA from Larimichthys crocea (large yellow croaker), 13688 nucleotides. It is a transcript of the gene ankrd11, whose product is annotated as ankyrin repeat domain 11. Bases 613 to 9207 code for a protein of 2864 amino acids. Lineage: Eukaryota; Metazoa; Chordata; Actinopteri; Sciaenidae. Gene Ontology annotation, biological process: anatomical structure morphogenesis. Gene Ontology annotation, molecular function: protein binding. The transcript has 14 exons. The record is from RefSeq and is a predicted model, not a curated record.